Caenorhabditis remanei is the source of this 795-nucleotide messenger RNA. RefSeq lists its product as uncharacterized. NCBI's taxonomy places the organism in Eukaryota, Metazoa, Nematoda, Chromadorea, Rhabditida, Rhabditidae. The record is from RefSeq and is a predicted model, not a curated record. The coding region runs from base 1 to 795 and encodes 264 amino acids. The transcript has a single exon.
AUGGUUGUUCCAUCCGCCCAAUCCGUCACCUCCGUUGCCCUCUGCCCACCAUCCAUUUGCUCCUUCCAUUCCUUCCAUCCGAACCCCCGUUCCGCUCCCGUCAACUUUGCUAAAGACGAAAAACGAGCUAUUUCUCUUGACGUCUUCAUGGAUGCCGAUAGGUUCUCAAUGAUCGUCAACAAGAAACACCGUAGCGUUGUCAACAACGUGCUGCUCCCAUGGCUAUCAGAAGAUGAUGAGGAAAACUUCUGGAAGUGUUUUGGAAACAACGAUGAAGUGGUUCCGCCGAAGACAUCGGAGACACCUGCUCGACUCAUCAAGAAGGAUAUUUCCGAUAAAGAUGAGAAGAAGAAUCAAAUGGUGACGUUGAAACUCAUCACUCCUUCCUCAAUCUCUAUUCGGAACUAUCCGAUCCACCCAUCGAAGACUGCCAGGAUACCUGCUCCACUCCCCAAGGAUCAAUUGGAACCUUCUGCCAAUGCAUCUUCGUCCCUCCCACUUACUAUUGACACCUCAAUUCCACCACCCUCCUUCCUCACACCACCAACGUCCGGACCCGCCUCGCCAUCACUCACUGCCGAAAAACCGUCAUUCGCCUUCAACGUUGGAGUCGUCAAUGCUCCAACUGCAGGAGUACAAGUCGCCAAGAAACACCUACUGGAAAAUGAAGACGCCUUCGAGAUGUACGUUGAUGAGAGCAAGCCGAAGAAGAUCAAAGUCUUCUCACCAGAAGAAAUCAAGAAGCAGUCGAGUCUAGUUGAUGAGUGGAAGCGCAAGAUUCAGGAGUCCCUUUAA